CCAUGGCUGAUCAACUGACUGAGGAACAGAUUGCUGAAUUCAAGGAAGCUUUCUCCCUAUUCGAUAAAGAUGGUGAUGGCACCAUCACAACAAAGGAACUUGGGACUGUCAUGAGGUCACUGGGUCAAAACCCAACAGAAGCGGAGUUGCAGGAUAUGAUCAAUGAAGUGGACGCUGACGGUAACGGCACCAUUGACUUUCCAGAAUUUUUGACUAUGAUGGCUAGAAAAAUGAAAGAUACAGAGAGUGAAGAAGAAAUCCGUAAGGCAUUCCAAGUCUUUGACAAGGAUGGAAAUGGUUACAUCAGUGCAGCAGAGCUACGUCACAUCAUGACAAACUUAGGAGAAAAACUAACAGAUGAAGAAGUAGAUGAAAUGAUCAGAGAAGCAGAUAUUGAUGGAGAUGGACAAGUCAACUAUGAAGAAUUCGCACAGAUGAUGACUGCAAAAUGA
Messenger RNA from Castor canadensis (American beaver), 452 nucleotides. RefSeq names its product calmodulin-alpha. The record is from RefSeq and is a predicted model, not a curated record. NCBI's taxonomy places the organism in Eukaryota, Metazoa, Chordata, Mammalia, Rodentia, Castoridae. Gene Ontology annotation, molecular function: calcium ion binding. Gene Ontology annotation, cellular component: myosin II complex.